GUCGUCGGCGGUGACGCUGGGUGGAGGAAGGCGUUGCUCGUCGCUCUCGCUGGGAACUGACUAGAGGAACGGAAAAUGGCGGAUCUCGAAGACGUUACCCUGGACGGGAGACCGCUCCAGUCCCUCCGAGUAGCAGAUUUAAAAGCUGCUCUUGAGGAGAGAGGACUCCCGAAAAGCGGACAGAAGAAUGCUCUCAUUAAAAGACUCAAGGGGGCUCUCAUGUUGGAGAAUCUGCAGAGGACCUCCACCGCUCACAUUGGACUGCAGCCAAACUCCCAGAUUGGUGAGGAAAUGAGCCAGAACAGCUUCAUCAAGCAGUAUCUGGCUAAACAACAGGAGCUCCUGAGGCAGCGUCUGGAGAGAGAGGCUCGCGAAGCAUAUGAAACAAAUGAUCAAGAGGACCACACAGAAGUCAAUAACAGUACCUCAUGUCCUCCUCAAGCCCAGGAUGUCACACCAGCAUUGGCUGAGCAGCACAAGCCACCUGGCCCGUCUGGUGGAGAGGGAUUGUUUGGUGCAGUAAACGAGGGUGAUGCCAACCGAAACCAGGAGGCUGACGUGUCCGGUCCUCCUGCUUCAGGCUCUGUGGCCAUGCGCAUUCCUGGUGGUGAGCAGCGGCCAGAGAGGGGUUCUGCAUCCAAUGAAGCCGCAGCUGACAGCGACGAUGAGGAUAGUGAGGAUGGUGAGGAGGAUGGCGACGAUGACGACUGGGACAGCGGUGCUCGGAGGAGAAGCCUGAGAGAGCCGGCCAGAGUGCCCUCAACCAGAGAGAGGUCUGGAGCAUCCUGUCAACCCCAGCAGCAACACAUGCCUUCCCUUUUGUCCCCUCAGCUCCGCCAGCCAACGCCUCCCCCCUCUCCACCUCCAGAGUUAUCCUUCCCCUUGCCUGACACUCCUAAACAGAGCCCCCCUAGUCCAGAUGUAGCCCCAGCUAGGCGCUCACCUAGUACCUCCAGCUCUGGUUCCUCCACCAGCGGCAGCCGCAGUAGCAGCCCAGAGCCACAGAGGAGUGGACAUGCCGAGCGCAAGCCCGGUCCACUGACGCUUCUGGCACGCAAGAUGGCGUCAGAAGGUGCUUUCUCAGGAGCAGGCUGGCACGGUGGCGAUGGGGAAGUCGAAAGGCAGGACAGCAGCUCUCCCUUGGCUACAUCAUUUCCUGGCAGAGGGCCUCCAGAGGGUCUGGUAUCGGCUAUCACUCACACAGCCAACACUGCAGGCCAUGUGCCGUUUCCCAUGAUUCCAGGCACCAACCAGGGUGUCACCGGAGCACAAUCGCCCUAUAUUCAAGUACCUGUGAGUGUGCUCAAGGCCACUGCAACAGAAGAGAGGGAUAGGAAGAGGGAAAAUGAGAUAGAAAGAGAAAAGGCCCUAGAGCUGGAAAGGCAAGAGAGGCAGAGAAAACUUGAGGAAGAGCGGGAAAGGGCUCUUGCACUGGAGCGAGAGGAAAGAGAGAGAGCUCUGGAGAAAGAGAGAAUCGAACAACAGCAGGCCUUAGAAAGGGAAGAACGAGAGAAGGCAUUGCAGAGGGAGCGGGAACUUGCUCUAGAACGAGAGAGGCAGGAGAGGGAACUGGCUUUGGCUAAAGAGAGGGAAGAACAAGAGCAAGCCUUAGCACGAGAAAGAGCCCUGGAGCUCGAGAGGCAGAGGGAGCUCGAGAGGCAGAGGGCCCUGGAAGAAGAACGUCUGCAGAGAGAAAAGGAGGAGAGGGAGAAGCGAGAGAGAGAAGAAAUGGAGAAAGUGAUGGAGUUAGAAAGAAUGAGGGCUUUGGAGCAGGAAAGGAAAGAGAGAGAAAGGGCUCUUGAGCAAGAGAGGUUAGAGAGGGAAAGAGUUCUGGAGGCUGAGAGAAAGGAGAAGGAGAGGAUUGAGAGAGAAAAGGCUUUAGAGCAGGAAAGGUUGGAAAGGGAAAGGUUAGAGCGGGAGAAAGCCUUGGAGAUAGAGAGACUAGCAAUGGAGAGAGCUAUGGAGCAACAGAGACUAGAAAUGGAGAGAGUUCUGGAGCAAGACAGACUAGAAAGGGAGAGGGCUCUGGAGCAAGAGAGACUAGAAAGGGAGAGAGCUCUGGAGCAAGAGAGACUAGAGAGAGAGAAAGCCAUCGAGCUGGAGAGAAUGGAAAGAGAGAAGGCCUUGGAGCGAGAGAGAAUAGAAAGAGAAAAAGCUCAAGAACAAGAGAGGUUAGAGCUCGAGAGGAAGGAAAGGGAGAGAAUUGAGAGAGAGAAAGCACUGGAGCAAGAGAGGAUAGAGAGGGAAAAAGCCCUGGAACGAGAGAGGGAGGAAAAAGAGAAAGCAGAGAGAGAAGCAGCUCUGGAACAGGAGAGGAUGGUGAAGGAAAAGGCUGAGAAGGAGAAGAAAGAGAGACUGGAGAAGGAGAAGAAAGAGAGACUGGAGAGGGAGAAAGCUCUAGAGCAGGAAAAACUUGAAAGGGAGCGAGCCUUGGAGAAGGAGAAAGAGAAAGAGAGGGCUCUUGAGCAAGAAAGGUUAGAAAAGGAGAAAGCCAUGCAGAAAGAGAAGGAGGAGCAGGAGAGGGCCCUGGAACAGGAGAAAGAGAGGGCUAGGAUGGCUGAAAAGGAGAGGGAGAGUCACCUCCCUCCAUCCAAACGUGGCCGUGAGAUUGGUCUCACCCCCAUGCCCACUCCUCCCCCCCUCUCCACAGGGCCAGGUAGAAAGUCAUCGACAGAUGCAGGAGAGCAGGAAGAUGAAGACGUCCAUGCUCCAAUGUCCCGGAGUGAAGCAGCAGAAUCCGGUGCACCCGUUUCACCAACACCUCUGUCGCCUCUGUCUCCAUUCAAGAAGUUCCGGUUCUUAAGGGACUCCCAAAUUCAAUCAUCCUCGACCUCCAUGGUUAUCAAGCGGCCCCGGAACUUCUCUGAUACCCCCCAGCCUCGGGCCUCACCUGUAUCCCCCCCCACUGGUGUUGGGGAACGACAGCAGGAAGGACACCAGCCCUCCUCUAAACAGGAAGAUCCACAGAUGCAGACAAAACAGGAGGUUGUCGCAGGGACUGAGGCCACUGUUAGCGCCACGCUGCUCCAGAGUCCCAAAAAAGAUAGGGCUACAAGCCUUGCAUCGGAGGACAAAGAAAAAGCAGGUUCAGUGAAGACGGAACAGGCUGCCAAGGAGUCUGCCAAAAAACCAAAAGAAGUGGAUGAAAGCAAGCGUCCUUCAAGCCCAGAUGCUGCACAGCGACGGGGAAGAGAUAUAAAGAAGGAAGAAAAACAAGCAAGACAAAGAUCAUCGUCUAAUGAGUCCUCUUCCUCAGAAUCGGACUCCGGGUCCUCAUCAUCUCGGUCCUCUGGCUCGUCCUCGUCUUCUCAAGAGAAAACCUGCUCCAGUUCAAGAGGUAGAAGGGAAGGGAAACCUGAUCGAGAUUCCUCACCACAGCACAGGGUGACAUCAGAGGCUCAGGAAACUCCAAAAGCCUCCCCUUGCAAAAAAGAAACAUCUGCAGAGAAAAGUAACACAACUGCUGAUGGAGACAGUCACCCCAAGAAGCUGUUCACUGAAGCACCAACCAGAGAGGAGACGCAAAGGAAGAGAAAGGACAGCGAGGGAGAGAAGGAAAAGGACAAACAAAGGCAGGUGAAGGAGAUUGCCAUGGCAGAGCCAGAGAAGCUUCCAGACACUAGUGAGGAGACACCGAAGGCCUUCUCAGCUCGCAAGAUCUCUCUUAGCAGCAGUAAAUCAUCCCCGGGCACUGGCAGUGCCGAGGGUGAGCAGGAGUCUGGGACCGCGGCAGGUCGCAAGAGGAGGUGGGGCUCCAGCACAGCUGUCACUGCUAAGAAACCUUCCAUCAGCAUCACCACAGAUUCACUCAAGUCUCUCAUCCCAGACAUUCGGCCGUGUCUCGGCCAGGAGGCAGUAGUGGACCUGCACCCGGAGGAAGCUGUCCUUUCUGGGGCUGAGGAUGAAGAGAGGGAGCGCUCGGACCAGGACCUUCAGAUCCGACGCACUGUCACCCAGGUGGUGCACUCAGAAAGCCAGGAGAACGGACAGAAGGAGGCAAAGAGGAGCAGACACGAGGAGUUAGAGGAGGAUGAUCUGCAGGCAGACGGAGAGAGAGCAAGGGAGCAUGAAGAGAAGAUGGAGACCUCAUUUCCUGGAGCCAUGGAAACUCAGUCUCCAUUAGAUACCAGCCAUGAUGUAGAAAUCAACACUGUGACCCCCAGCGACACCCUCAUUCGUCGCUCCAUCAGCCAGCAGAAAACAGGAGUUUCCAUCACGAUCGAUGACCCUGUCCGCACAGCCCGGCAACCAUCCCCACCUCGAGGCAAAGUCUCCAGCAUCGUUCACAUCAGCAACCUGGUGAGGCCGUUCACUCUGGGGCAGCUUAAGGAACUUCUCAGCAGAACCGGCACCCUGGUGGAAGAGGGCUUCUGGAUCGACAAAAUCAAGUCUCACUGCUAUGUCACUUACUGUAGCUCAGAUGAGGCAGUUGCUACACGGGCAGCUCUUCAUGGAGUGAAAUGGCCACAGAGCAACCCUAAAGUCCUUAGUGUAGACUUCUGCCAGCAGGAUGAGCUGGACUUCCACAAAGGCUUAGGUGCAGCCAACAAACCUGCUGGAGCAGAGGAACAGGUCGCUGGCUCCGGCCGCGGUCGAACAUCGGGCCUGCCCUCUCUCCUGCCGGAGCGAGACCAGUGGGCCGAGCGCGAGCGCGAGAUGGAGCGUCGGGAGAGGGCCAGAGCAGAGCGCGAGUGGGAUCGCGACAAGGUCAGAGAGUUUGGGAAACCCGGAGAGGAGAAGGAGGGAGCCCCCCGGAGGUCGCGCUCCAGAGAGAGACGACGCAAGGAGAGGGGAAAGAGCAAGGAGAAGAAGACUGAGAAGAAAGAGAAAGCAGCUGAGGAUCCUCCUGCAAAGCUUCUCGAUGAUCUGUUCCGCAAAACUAAAGCAGCUCCUUGCAUAUACUGGCUUCCACUCACAGAGGAACAGUUUGUCCAGCGGGAAGCUGCCAGAGCAGAGCGGACAAAGGAGCGCGAGAAACGGAGGAAGGAGCAAGAAGAGGAAGAGGAGAAAAAAAGGGAAGAGGAGCGUAAGGAGAGGAUGAAGGCUGCAAGUGGUGCAACUGGAGAGCGGAGUGAGGGUGAGAAAGACAAGGACAGAGACAGAGAGAGGGAAAGAGACAGAGACCGAGGUAGAGACAGAGACAGGGAGAGGGAGAGGGAGAGAGAGAACGACAAACGCAGGGAUGGCUACCGUAGGCCAGGGGGCAGCGGGGCAGGCGGGGGCAGACGCUCGCGCAGCCGCAGCGACCCGCGAGAAAGGCGGCGUUAAUGGCCAAUCAACUGAUGGAACUGUCCUAGAGACCACCCUCUUCCAUUUGCCUUUCACUACAUGUACUUUGUUACAACUAAGACCCAACAGAGGACCAACUGAUGUCGUCACCAUCAAAUUGUCACCUUUUUUAAAGCACAUCUACGCCUACACACAGUCAUGCUUAAAGGGGACCAUGAUUUUUUUUUUUUGCAGUGUUGUUUCCCAGAGUGCUGUACGUCUCGCUCCUGUUGAGGCUUGAUAUAUCUUCUUUACGUUUGCCUCUCUUUUAUUCUUUGUUUAUUUUUUAAAUUUUAUUUUAUUUUUGUCUUGACGGCAUAGCAGUAUGGCACGCUGGGUAAUUUUAAUAAUUUCCCCCACUAUUCCCCAUUUGUCGCAAAGUGUAGGUGCCAAUUAUGAUUUGCUAUCAAUUGUCGUCGCCUCAGUGUUUUAACAGCUCUGCAGUUUGGACGAGGAAUCCUUUUGUUGCUGCAUGUAGUCCAAGGCUGUCCUUGCCGGUCCUGCCUAAAAAGAAGACUCAGCCUUCUGUGCAGAGGCUCGCAUAAAUCUAAAAAUAUUGGAAAAGGUGUGUUUGGCAUUUUGUACAGACAUAUAAGAUAACUCAAAAUUUAGUCUUUAAAUGAGGCAGCUCUGGGGAAUUUUUGGACAGGUGUGGAAUAACUACUAAGGCAAUGCAGUGUUCCUCUCUCCCUCGAUUUAGUUAAGAGAUGAGAUGAUUCUCUGGGGGGGGGAGAAUCUGUCUGUCACACCUGACGCAAGUUAUGAUUUUGUCCUCAUCAUUGAUUCUCUUCCUCCUUCCUCCUCUUCCUCCGGUCUCUCUUGCCCUGUAGUAUCAGUACAGGCUCAAGAAGGGAGGUUGCAUUAUGAGUUUUCUCACCAAUGGUUUUAAUAUUGUUUUUUAAUCAUUAUUUUAUCAUUUUAGUACCAAGCUUUGUUUGUUUUUUAAUUUCUUCUUUGAGUACGCCUAUCAGUGGUGAAUGUACAAAUAAUAAAAAUUGAAAUU
Messenger RNA from Larimichthys crocea (large yellow croaker), 6271 nucleotides. It is a transcript of the gene acin1a, whose product is annotated as apoptotic chromatin condensation inducer 1a. The coding region runs from base 76 to 5268 and encodes 1730 amino acids. The record is from RefSeq and is a predicted model, not a curated record. The transcript is spliced from 18 exons. Lineage: Eukaryota; Metazoa; Chordata; Actinopteri; Sciaenidae. Gene Ontology annotation, cellular component: ASAP complex; precatalytic spliceosome. Gene Ontology annotation, molecular function: RNA binding. Gene Ontology annotation, biological process: RNA splicing.